Messenger RNA from Guyanagaster necrorhizus, 330 nucleotides. RefSeq lists its product as uncharacterized. The transcript is spliced from 3 exons. Bases 1 to 330 code for a protein of 109 amino acids. The record is from RefSeq and is a predicted model, not a curated record. Lineage: Eukaryota; Fungi; Basidiomycota; Agaricomycetes; Agaricales; Physalacriaceae.
AUGUCUUCCAAUGCUGGUGUCCGCGCCCAACUUGCUUUUGAAGGGCAUUUCCAGUUGCCUGCCGACCCUGAGCCCACCGCGAAGGAGAAUGGGUGGGCGCAUUUUUCCAUAUCGAACAUCCAGGGGAACAGCUGCUGGGAGUACAGGGUGCUCUUCACAAUCCCCACCGGCGGCUUUUCCACUUAUUUCUACCUCUUGGUGAUCACUGCGAAGCUGGGGGUGGAUAUCCAGGACGAGGUGUCUUACGAGCGACACCUCCAACAAGUUCUCUUCCACCAUCGACUCGAUGAGGCUGCUUGUCGCCAGGGCUUCAGAGACCCUUCCGUCUGA